Messenger RNA from Salvia miltiorrhiza (redroot sage), 940 nucleotides. Its product is annotated as 18.2 kDa class I heat shock protein-like. The coding region runs from base 380 to 838 and encodes 152 amino acids. NCBI's taxonomy places the organism in Eukaryota, Viridiplantae, Streptophyta, Magnoliopsida, Lamiales, Lamiaceae. Gene Ontology annotation, biological process: protein folding; response to heat; protein complex oligomerization. The transcript has 2 exons. The record is from RefSeq and is a predicted model, not a curated record.
UGACUAUAUCCAUAUGAUAAAAUAAACAACAAUACCAAGGGAAAAAACCAACACAAAUUAAUUAUCAUCAUGAAAACGAACUCUGAGGUUAAGAUAAUCGAGUUGGUCCAUCCUAAUCAGAACAAGAAAAUAAUGUGAAACGAGCACAUUGACAAAAGUAAAAAAAAAAAAGAAAGAGGAUGAAAACAGAGGCUUCUGGAAAGCACUGGCAAGUUCUAGACUUCCUCAUUUCUGGAACUCGCACGAGACCACCGGAAUUUCCCUCUCACACUAUAAAUCAUCCUCCUCCUCCACCGAGUUCAUCAUCAAAUAUUUCGAGUGUUGCAGAAGUCCUCAGCAAUCAAAACAAUUAAUUAUCUCGAGUAGAAAUCAAGCUAAAAUGUCUCUGAUUCCGAGCUUCUUCGGCAGCCGCCGCAGCAACGUCUUCGACCCAUUCUCCCUCGAUGUUUGGGAUCCCUUCGAGGGGUUCAAUUUCCCCUCCUCCGCCCGUGAAACCACCGCGGUGGCCGGCGCCCGCAUCGACUGGAAGGAGACGCCGGAGGCCCAUCUCUUCAAGGUGGAUGUUCCCGGAUUGAAGAAAGAGGAAGUCAAGGUCGAGGUCGAAGACGGCGGCAUUCUGCAAAUCAGUGGGGAGAGAAGUAAGGACCAGGAGGAGAAGAACGACAAGUGGCACCGCGUGGAGAGGAGCAGCGGGAAGUUCCUCCGCCGCUUCAAGCUGCCGGAGAAUGCGAAGCUGGAGCAGGUGAAGGCGGCGAUGGAGAAUGGGGUGCUGACUGUGACGGUGCCUAAAGAGGAAGUGAAGAGGCCGGAAGUGAAGGCCAUUGAUAUCUCUGGUUGAUUUGCAUUUUGUGAAGAAGUUUGUGUAAUGUAAAAACGAUGAUCAAAGCCCAAAGGAGUUGUGUCAGAUUAAUAAAUAAAUAAACGUGUGUUUCUUUGUUAA